This is a messenger RNA of Nilaparvata lugens (brown planthopper), 977 nucleotides long. RefSeq lists its product as uncharacterized. The coding region runs from base 197 to 844 and encodes 215 amino acids. Lineage: Eukaryota; Metazoa; Arthropoda; Insecta; Hemiptera; Delphacidae. The transcript has 4 exons. The record is from RefSeq and is a predicted model, not a curated record.
UCGGAAUGUUCUAACUUCAAGUAUACUUGUAACCUGCAGAAUACUUGAGAUUUUAAAAAUUGCUUGAUCAAGGAUUGGGAGUAACUUUGAAAAUACAAAUUAACCAAAAUUACAAAUAAAAUUAGAGAUAAUUUCUUGUUGGCGAUUAGAGCUUGAAGCAACAAGAGAUAAUAAUUUAUCAAAUAUUUAUACAGAGAUGAAUCGUAAUGAACAGGAAAACCACGGAGUGACAAGAAUUCGGCUCCUGUUGAGCUACUGCGGUAUGCAGCCUCCACAUAGGGGCACAAAACUGGCUCUGAUCUUCACUCUACUUGCCGUCUACUUUGGCAUCGAAGCUUGCAUUUCUCUCGUCAAAAACUGGCAUCAGCUCCACUCCCGCCUUCUAGCAUUCGAGGACAUUGUAAUUGCCAUAGUAAUGACAAUGUGUUGCAUAGAGUUCGCCUAUAUACCCAACCACAUCCAGUGCCUUCUGAAUAUCCUCAAUGAUAACUAUUUUGAUGGCUACAAUGAGAAGGAAUCUGAAGACAAGAGGUCAAUUAUCACGAAGGCUGUGGAGGCAGAACUCAUAACCGCCAAAUGGAUUGAGAUCCUCUCGUAUGUAACUGCAGUGAAUGUAACAGCUCUGCCGAUUUUUGUGCUUCUCAAGAAAUUGUUGAUGGGGGAGAGUUUUUUUGAAAAUUAUGCAAAUCUGCCACUACCUCUGGAGUAUUCCUUUACAUUUUUUGAUUGUACCUUGAUGACGUAUUUGGUCAUUUAUGCCGUCGAAGCUAUCUGGUAUAUGAUGUCAGAUUUUGAACGCGGGCUAUUCGUACUUCAAUCUUCUAAACUCAGUGCACUAAAUUAGUUACUUGAUUGACAAUAUUAUAGUCAAUAGUGGAGUAGAGAAUUGGAAACACAUGUGAACGUGUUCCCCAGCUGGUUUUGAUGAAAAUAAAAGUUGCACAUUUUAUGAAAUGAAUAAACUGAUAAAAUGUAGC